Molecule: messenger RNA, 1100 nt
Organism: Neocloeon triangulifer
Lineage: Eukaryota; Metazoa; Arthropoda; Insecta; Ephemeroptera; Baetidae
Gene: Pfdn6
Product: prefoldin subunit 6
Exons: 5
Coding region: 117-497 (126 amino acids)
Biological process (GO): chaperone-mediated protein complex assembly; protein folding
Cellular component (GO): cytoplasm; prefoldin complex
Molecular function (GO): protein-folding chaperone binding
Source: RefSeq, a predicted model, not a curated record
UUCAUUACACGUUUACGCCCCCGUACCACAUUUUCCGAGUUUUGACUUAGCGGCUCUAAAAGCUUGAUUUCACCUAUUUUGAUCAGUUAAAAUUAAAAUUUUGCCUUAUUUAAACCAUGGAAGCCAUGCAGAAAGGCCUAAACGCUGAGCUUGAAGUAUUAAAAAAGGUUCAGAAAGAAUACCAGAAAUCUGUCUCAGCGCAUCAGCAGCUUGAUGCGCAGUUGAGUGAAAACAAAAUUGUGAAAGAGGAACUGGACCUUUUGAAACCCUGCAACACAGUUUACAAAAUGAUGGGCCCUGUUUUGGUAAAGCAGGACAUCGAAGACGCCAAAAUGAAUGUAGACAAGAGAAUUAAGUACAUCACUUCUGAGCUUGAGAGACAAAACAAGCAGCUUGCCGACCAAGAAGAAAAAAUGCAGAAGACGAAAGAAAAUUUGAACAAAAUCCAGAGCCAGAUGCAGCAAGUGCAGAUGAAGUCGAUGCAAGGACAAGCUUGAACACAAUGACGAUCUUCUUUAUUUUUAACUUAUUUUUCAACUUUAAACUUCUCAUUGGCUUACCUUCGCAACAUUCAGUCCAGAAACUCAGCUCGAUUUGUGGUAACUCUUCACAAGACAUGAUUCCUGAUCUCUGUUUUGACGGCAGCAGGAAAACGUCCUUGGUCAUGCGGUCGAUGGCGUCUCCGUUGUUACACAGAACGGCCGCCAACGAUGACUGCCGAAGCUGCGUCAACUGGGCUGGCGUGAAAACCGCUGGGUCCUCGUACCAGAAUCUGCAAAUAAAUAAUUCAGCUUUUGAAACCCGAAUAUUCCAAUCUACCUGUCGCCGUCUCUGAGUCUGCGGAAUUGAUCAACCAGGAUGCACUGGAAGGUAGGUCCAAUUUUGCCUCCGUCAACUUGGUCUUCGAGAAUUCCGCCCACAAACAAAUCAAUGUUUCCUGCAAUGAAAACUCUUUUGUUAAUCCAUUUUGCUUUGUCUUCUAAUUUUAAAUUGAAAUUCUUAAUAAAAUUAAAAAGUAUAAUAUUAAUCAUAUUUUCAAUUAUACACUUUUGCAAUAACUUAACCUGGGUGCCCAUAAAGUUUCUUUAAUUUCUCUCGGA